CCCAACUCACUUUUCGCCUUCGAAAUCAUACCAAUUGCAAUUGAACAAGAUGCCGGACUACCUGGGCGACGACCAGCGCAAGGUAAAGCACGACGAGAAGGAGGACAAGGAGAUCAAAUCGCUGGACGAGGGCGACAUUGAGCUGCUGAAGACGUAUGGCCAGAGCCAGUACCACAAGUCCAUCAAGAGCAUCGAGGAAGACAUCCAGAAGGCGGUGAAGCAGGUGAACGAGCUGACUGGGAUCAAGGAGAGCGACACUGGCCUGGCGCCGCCCGCCCUCUGGGAUCUGGCCGCCGACAAGCAGAUCCUGCAGAACGAGCAGCCCCUUCAAGUGGCCCGCUGCACGAAGAUCAUCAACGCGGAUUCCGACGACCCCAAGUACAUCAUCAACGUGAAGCAGUUCGCCAAGUUCGUGGUGGACCUGGCCGACUCGGUGGCCCCCACCGACAUCGAGGAGGGAAUGCGCGUGGGCGUCGACCGCAACAAGUACCAGAUCCACAUUCCACUGCCGCCCAAGAUCGAUCCCACGGUGACCAUGAUGCAGGUCGAGGACAAGCCGGAUGUCACCUACAGCGACGUGGGCGGCUGCAAGGAGCAGAUCGAGAAGCUGCGCGAGGUGGUGGAGACGCCGCUGCUGCACCCGGAGAAGUUCGUCAAUCUGGGCAUUGAGCCGCCCAAGGGAGUGCUGCUGUUCGGCCCACCUGGAACGGGCAAGACGCUGUGUGCCCGCGCCGUGGCCAACCGCACGGACGCCUGCUUCAUCCGCGUAAUUGGCUCUGAGCUGGUGCAGAAGUACGUAGGCGAGGGCGCGCGUAUGGUGCGCGAGCUCUUCGAGAUGGCGCGCUCCAAGAAAGCCUGCCUCAUCUUCUUCGACGAAAUCGACGCUAUCGGUGGCGCUCGUUUCGAUGAUGGCGCCGGAGGCGAUAACGAGGUGCAGCGUACCAUGUUGGAGCUUAUCAACCAGUUGGACGGCUUCGAUCCGCGCGGAAACAUCAAAGUGCUGAUGGCUACCAACAGACCCGACACCCUGGAUCCGGCGCUGAUGCGUCCCGGCCGUCUGGACCGCAAGGUGGAGUUCGGCCUGCCCGACCAGGACGGUCGCUCGCACAUUUUCAAGAUCCACGCCCGCUCCAUGUCUGUGGAGCGCGACAUUCGCUUUGAUCUGCUGGCGCGCCUCUGUCCCAACUCGACUGGUGCCGAGAUCCGAUCGGUGUGCACGGAGGCGGGCAUGUUCGCCAUUCGGGCGCGUCGCAAGGUGGCCACUGAGAAGGACUUCCUCGAGGCCGUCAACAAGGUUAUCAAGAGCUACGCCAAGUUCAGCGCCACCCCCCGCUAUAUGACCUACAAUUAAGUUUAUUUUUAUUAGCACUUUUCUGUAACCUCUGCGAGAAAAUCUGUAACAAUCCUGCAGCUGGAAAAUCUUGAAAUAAAGCGAAACCCAUACCUCCAUGAACUGAAA
This is a messenger RNA of Drosophila gunungcola (fruit fly), 1459 nucleotides long. RefSeq names its product 26S proteasome regulatory subunit 7 (gene Rpt1). Gene Ontology annotation, biological process: proteasome-mediated ubiquitin-dependent protein catabolic process. Gene Ontology annotation, cellular component: proteasome regulatory particle, base subcomplex. Gene Ontology annotation, molecular function: ATP binding; ATP hydrolysis activity; proteasome-activating activity. The record is from RefSeq and is a predicted model, not a curated record. Lineage: Eukaryota; Metazoa; Arthropoda; Insecta; Diptera; Drosophilidae. Bases 50 to 1351 code for a protein of 433 amino acids. The transcript has a single exon.